AUGCCCACGCACAUAUCGUUCAACAACUCGGAGGACAAUUCGGACUCGUCCGUGUCCAAGCCCAACAAGGCGCACACCCACACACAUCCCCAUGAGCAUCCUAUUGGCGGUAACCCUCCAGGGUACACGCGGGACCCCCAGAACUCACCGGCGCUGAGCUACAACUGGGACGAGGAGCGGCUCAACGUGCCCAGCAAACGCGACGAGCGCAGCAGCAGCAACAAAAACAACACCACCAACCGCGUGUACACCCACAACAACGACUCGUCCAACUCGUAUUUGGACGAUUACACGAGCUACACGGACGACGAUCCCGACGACAAGCAGAACCCGUUCUCGUCCACCAACGACAUCACCCGACACAAUGAGGACGACACGCUGGCCGAGGACAGCGAGCUGGCGGACGGCGAGUACGACUCCAAUGAGGGCCCCUCGAGGCGGGUCUCAAAUAGACUAUCCAAGCCGUUCCACCAGCUGGGAGACCGGAUCCACGAGGGCUUUGAGACGCUCACACGGUCCAACACAAAGAUGAAGCGAAACCGAUGGGGCACACAACACAACGCCAAGGGCCGGCCAAAGCGGUCCAAGUCCAUUUUUAACCGGAAACACUCGAUUCGUCAACAUAGUGGAAACCAGGGAAAGAUGAACGACAAGCCUGUCAAGGGCCCCAGAACCAUCUACUUCAACCAGGUAUUGCCACCCAGCGCAGUCAACCCCGACACCGGUUUCCCUAUGGAGGACUAUCCCCGAAACAAGAUCCGAACGACAAAGUACACGCCAUUGACUUUCAUUCCAAAAAACUUGUUUUACCAGUUUCGAAAUGUGGCCAAUAUUUAUUUCCUGCUCAUUUUGAUUUUAGGUUUCUUCCCCAUUUUCGGUGUGCUGUCACCGGGACUGGCAACGCUACCUCUAAUCGUGAUUAUCGUCAUCACAGCCGUCAAAGAUGCGAUUGAGGAUUGGCGACGAACAGUCCUCGAUAUGGGCGUCAACAACACACCCACACAGAUCCUCCGCGAAAUGCCCAACCACAACGUCGUGGACGACCACAUUUCGCUGUGGCGAAAAUUCAAAAAGGCAUGCACCCGGACCGUGACCAACGCGGGAAAGAAGAUGAAGAAGGAGAAGGACGGCAAGGGCAACUCGCCCUACAACCUGGAGCUGGCCGCCAGCAAAACCGUAGAGAGUAUCGUCUCGAUUGCAUCAGAUAACCGAGGCAACCAGGCCUAUCCCUUGUCGGAUAUGCCUUCGUCUGGCUUUGGUAACAACAACCCCUUCGCCAGCGAGGCAGAUCUGGCCAAUGAGUCCAUCAAACGAGAGGCCCAGAAACCGCUGGGAGCCCAGUACGGCUCGGUCAUGGACCCCUUCAUCACUAUUCCCGAGCGAGCCAAGUUCAAAACGGACUACUGGAAGAACGUGCGAGUCGGAGACAUUGUGCGUGUUCGACCAGACGUGGAGGUGCCUGCCGAUCUCGUGGUUCUGUCCACUUCGGACUCUGAUGGUGCCUGUUACGUGGAAACCAAGAACCUGGAUGGUGAGACCAACCUCAAGGUGCGUCAGGCUCUCAAGUGCGGUGAUGGAAUUCGGCAUUCACGUGACCUGGAACGAGCUCGAUUCCGAAUCGAGUCCGAGGGCCCUCAGCCCAACUUGUACUCCUACAACGGUGUGGCCAAGUGGCUCAACCGAAAGGAGGACGAGUCUCUGGAGGACACCCAGGAGCCCAUCAACAUCAACAACAUGUUGUUGCGAGGCUGCACGCUCAGAAACACUGACUGGGUUAUUGGUAUCGUUAUUUACACCGGUGAGGACACUAAGAUCAUGCUCAACGCCGGUGAGACUCCCAGUAAGCGGUCCAAGAUGUCUCGAGAGCUCAACGUUAUGGUUUUCCUCAACUUUGGUCUCCUGUUCAUGAUCUGUUUCGUCUCUGGUAUUGUCAACGGAGUCAUCUUUGACAAGAGUGGAACAUCGAUGAAGGUCUUUGAGUUUGGUUUGAUUGCUGGAAACGCGUCUGUUGGAGGUCUGGUCACUUUCUUUGCUUCCCUCAUUCUGUACCAGUCUUUGGUUCCUAUUUCCCUCUACAUUUCGAUUGAAAUUGUCAAAACUAUCCAGGCAUUCUUCAUUUACUCCGAUGUCCAGAUGUACUACGCUCCGAUCGAUUAUCCGUGUACACCAAAGUCGUGGAAUAUCUCAGAUGAUCUCGGUCAGAUUGAGUACAUCUUCUCAGACAAGACUGGUACGUUGACUCAGAACGUUAUGGAGUUCAAAAAGGCCACCAUCAAUGGCAAAGAGUACGGUCUGGCAUACACUGAAGCCACUGCCGGUAUGCGGAAACGGCAAGGCGCCGAUGUGGACAAGGAGGCUCGAGAGAUGCGAGGCCGAAUCACAAAGGAUCGAGAGCUCAUGCUCAAGGAGCUUCGAAAAAUUGACGAUAAUCCUCAGCUCAAGGACGAGAACGUGACGUUUGUGUCGUCCGAGUUUGCUCGAGAUGUUGGCUCUGAUGGUCCCCAGGGAGAGGCGUGUCGACAUUUCAUGUUGGCGCUUGCCCUGUGUCAUUCCGUGGUCACCGAGGUCAAGGAUGACGUAAUUGAGUUCAAGGCCCAAUCUCCCGAUGAGGCUGCUCUUGUCGCCACUGCUCGAGACAUGGGGUUCACCUUCCUUGACCGAACUCAGCGAGGAGCUGUUGUCGACAGACAGGGUCAUCGGUCUGAGUACCAGAUUCUCAACACUCUGGAGUUCAACUCGACCCGAAAGCGAAUGUCUGCCAUUGUCAAGGUGCCUCACAAGGGCGGCAACAAGAUUCUGCUGUUCUGCAAGGGUGCUGAUUCGGUCAUCUACAGUCGUCUCAAGCCCAACCAGCAGACAAGAAUGCGACAGGAGACGGCAGCUCAGCUCUCUGAGUUUGCAGAGGAGGGUCUUCGAACUCUGUGUCUUGCUCAGCGAGAACUGUCGCGAAAGGAGUACGAGGAGUGGAACCUGCGUCACGAGGAGGCUUCUGCUUCUCUGGAGGACCGAGAGGAAAAGAUGGAGGAGGUUGCUUCCAGCAUUGAAUGCGAGCUGGAGCUCAUUGGAGGCACUGCCAUUGAGGAUCGGCUUCAGGACGGUGUGCCCGAAGCCAUCGAGCUGUUGGCCAAGGCCGGCAUUAAACUGUGGGUUUUGACGGGUGACAAGGUCGAGACCGCCAUCAAUAUUGGUUUCUCUUGCAACCUUCUUAACAACGACAUGGAGCUGCUGGUCAUCAGAGCUGAUACAGACGACAAUGACUCGACCAAGGGAGCUACCCCCAAGGCCGCUGUUCGUCGAUCCAUCGAGAAGUAUCUGUCUCAGUACUUUAGCAUGUCUGGCAGCUAUGAGGAGCUUGAGGCUGCGAAGAACGAUCACUCGCCUCCUAAGGGCAACUUUGCCGUCAUCAUUGACGGUGAGGCGCUGACUUAUGCUCUCCAGUCGGAGAUUUCUACCCAGUUCCUGCUGCUGUGCAAACAGUGUCGAUCUGUGCUGUGCUGUCGAGUCUCUCCCGCUCAGAAGGCUGCUGUCGUUCGUCUGGUGAAGAACACUCUUACAGUCAUGACUCUGUCUAUUGGAGACGGAGCCAACGACGUGGCUAUGAUCCAGGAGGCUGAUGUCGGAGUUGGUAUUGCCGGAGAGGAAGGUCGUCAGGCCGUUAUGUGUUCGGAUUACGCCAUUGGUCAGUUCCGGUUCCUGGACAGACUACUGCUGGUCCACGGACGGUGGGAUUACAAGCGUCUGGCUGAAAUGAUUCCCAACUUCUUUUACAAGAACUUGGUUUUCACGUUCACGCUGUUCUGGUACGGAUGUUUCAAUACCUUUGAUGCUGCCUACCUCUACGACUACACUAUUGUCAUGUUCUACAACCUGGCCUUCACUUCUCUGCCGAUCAUCUUCCUCGGUGUCCUUGACCAGGAUGUGCCCGACUACAUUUGCAUUGCGGUUCCUCAGCUCUACCGAAGUGGUAUUCUUGGUAUUGAAUGGGGCAUGCGUCGAUUUGUCGAAUACACUGUCGAUGGCCUGUACCAGUCGCUUGUGUGUUUCUUCUUCCCCUUCCUCAUGUUCUACAACACCGCUUCGGUUCGAUCCGAUGGUCUGGCCAUGGAUCAUCGGUUCUUCAUGGGUAUUCCUGUGGCGUCCAUUUGUGUGAUUGCAUGCAACAUGUACGUCAUCAUGAACCAGUACCGAUGGGACUGGGUGUCGAUCCUCAUCUUCUCCAUUUCGAUUCUGCUUGUCUACUUCUGGAUUGGUGUCUACACCUGUUCCACCUUCUCCAUUGAGUUCUACAAGGCUGCUCCCAUGGUCUUUGGAUCCACCACCUACUGGGCCGUUCUUCUGCUUGGUGUGGUGGCAGCUCUGCUUCCCCAUUUUGCCGUUCUCUCCUUCAACAAGAUCUUCCGACCUCGGGACAUUGAUAUUGUUCGAGAGGAGUGGCACAAGGGCGCCUUUGAUGACCUGGAGCGACGAGCCAAGCUCAUUGCCGAUAACCCCAACUACGUGCCUUCUUACAACAAGGACGACAUGGACCCCAUCUUCUCCGAGGUGGAUCUCGAUUUGCCCCAUGGAAUGCUUGACCCUUCCACUCCUCGACCUGAUCGGUUUGGAGGACAGAAGUUUGGAGAUCAACUCAACUCUCCUUACAAGGACUCCCCCUAUGGAAACGCCGAGACCCCUCGUCUGUCUGAGCCGUACUCCCCUACCACCUCUGGAGUGACUCCUGACCACUAUGGUUCUCCUCAAGAGGUGGCUGCUGUGCAGAACAUGUCUCCUCAGGGCAUGUCUCCCCAGGGCGCUAGCUACAUGCAACAGUCUCCUCAGGGCGCUAGCUACAUGCAGCAGUCUCCCAGCUAUGUGCAGCAGGCGCCUUUGGGCCAAAUGUCUCCCACGGGAGGCUUCCAGACGUCACCAGGACAGCUGCGACCCAACCCCAACGUCAACCGGGGCAUUGAGUCGUCCAUGUACGACGUGGAUUCGUACUACAUGAACGGCGAGCACAUGCACACGAUCCCCUUGGACAAUACGCAGGCCAACCAGAUGGCGCUUCAGAACGCUGCCAUGCAGACGGACCCCAACCGACUCUCCAUGAUGUCACAACAGUCCACUUUCCAACCCACAAUCCAGCCAGUGAACAACAACGUUCAGAUGGCCACUUCACCUACGCAGAUGGGCAGCAACAACCCGAUGAUGGGCUCGGGAGUUGCUCCCUCAGUGGAUCAGUUCUACACGCCCAAUCCUCAAUAUGGACAGUCUCCCCCCAACAACAACAACAACAACAACAACCAGUUUGACUUUUCCAACAAAUUUUAG
Messenger RNA from Yarrowia lipolytica CLIB122, 5307 nucleotides. RefSeq lists its product as uncharacterized. Gene Ontology annotation, biological process: phospholipid translocation. Gene Ontology annotation, molecular function: magnesium ion binding; ATP binding; ATP hydrolysis activity. Gene Ontology annotation, cellular component: plasma membrane; trans-Golgi network. Lineage: Eukaryota; Fungi; Ascomycota; Dipodascomycetes; Dipodascales. The record is from RefSeq and is a predicted model, not a curated record.